AUGUCGCGAGCAAACCAGUGGUUUGUCCUAGGCGAUGGCAUUGCAAGAGAGGUCAUUACGGCCGACAUCCAGCGCUACUUGGGCCCUGAUGCGCUUGUUAGGCCUGGCACAGGAACCGGUGAAUACCAGGGCCAACCGGGCUACUGGAUCACCGCAUACCGAACCCUCACAUCGCAAAUGAUUCAAGAUCUGAAGAUGGACUCGCAGCGUUGGCAGCAAGAGCGGCAACCAGGCGAGGGACGCGGAGUUCUAGCUUAUCAAGAUUCACGUACCCACGCUGCGCGCCAGCACUGGGGUCCCUCAAAGCCGGUUGAGCACCCCUCAGCGGACCCUUACGACCGUCAGCCUGCACCCAGGGCAACCUCGGGAUACGCAACGUCAUCGGCAUAUGCACCGAGCGAAGGACAUUACACCACUGCUCCAGCUGGCUAUGGAAGCGCACAACCAGGAUACCAGGCUGCACCAUCCUCGGCUGCCCCAAGGACACAGCCAACGGACCCGUACUCCGGCUACUCCCAACGUGAACCAGGAUACCAGACUCAGCCUUAUGGUUCCUACUCAACGCAGUCACCAACAGAUGCCUAUGGUCGACCGACGGCAGCCACCGCCGCAUACGCAACCCCAAGGUAUUUUGGUUAUACCGACGAAAACUUUUUGGUCUAUCGCUAA
Molecule: messenger RNA, 669 nt
Organism: Macroventuria anomochaeta
Lineage: Eukaryota; Fungi; Ascomycota; Dothideomycetes; Pleosporales; Didymellaceae
Exons: 4
Coding region: 1-669 (222 amino acids)
Source: RefSeq, a predicted model, not a curated record